This is a messenger RNA of Talaromyces stipitatus ATCC 10500, 1168 nucleotides long. RefSeq lists its product as uncharacterized. The transcript is spliced from 2 exons. NCBI's taxonomy places the organism in Eukaryota, Fungi, Ascomycota, Eurotiomycetes, Eurotiales, Trichocomaceae. The record is from RefSeq and is a predicted model, not a curated record. The coding region runs from base 53 to 1168 and encodes 371 amino acids.
GCAUACAAUGUCGUGAUACAUGACAUCGUGGUGAGUAUGUUAGCCAUCAAUAAUGAUGUCGAGGAAAACCAUCUUUCUGAUGGGACCUCCAUCUGGGAGACUACACUGGGAUGACAAGGACCUUCUCCAAGUUGCUGUACCUCCAUUCACGGAGCCUACUAUCAGCCCAUCCACAAACAAUUCAUCUAGAGCGGAUAUAACCAAAUGGAGGGUUUUGCAAAGCGGGAAUGCAGCCGAACUAUAUCAUCCGGAAUGGGCGCAGAAUACCCUUUUCCUCGAUACUGCCAGUUUGACUGCGAAGAUGCCCAGAAUAUCCGAUGAUGUGCUUCUUUCGCAGUUCUAUGAGCAUUCAUUAUCUAUUCUAGGGGCGAGUUACUCGUCCGAAUCUGAUAAUAAUGACACUACUUUACCCUUCGAUGAAGAAAGUGGCGUGGAUGAAAGUGAUGGCUCGAUGAUGCCUGGCAGCUCUGAAGCACUACCUUUCCCUUACCCACGUGAAUUACACGAUAUCAAGGAUAUUCCCAAUGCUGCAUAUCUUCGAUCAAUUAUCCCGCAAACUCCGAGCGUGACUCUUGUUGUGGCCGUCAUAGGCAUCAAUCCUUUACGACGAGUCACCACUAAACAAUCAAAACAAGAACUAGAUAUUCUAGAGCUUAUUGUCGGAGACGAGACCAGGACUGGAUUCGGAGUUACUUUCUGGCUUCCUGUACCAGAAGAUCAUCAUCUGUGCGGGAGACAAGGAAACGGUUCUGCUACGGAAUUCAGAGAAAAAAUUCUAAGUAUACGUCUUCGCGAUAUUCUUCUCAUGAGGAACGUGGGACUUGGCUCUUUUCAGGAACUGGUAUACGGUCAAAGUCUUAGGAGGAGUAUGACCAAAGUUGAUCUUUUACAUCGACAACAGAUUGACUCGCAGGAUGUUCGGGGUGCAUAUUCUACCAUCGCCAUUGACACAACGACUCGUGAAGAUAAGCUACUUUGCAAAGUACGCAAUGUGCGAGACUGGCUGAUGAACUUUGUGGGGACAAAGGCGCGUUAUGGCAGGGAUACUGCUGUUGUUGUGGUUAACGAGACUCUGAAGUUAUCGAAUAUCGCAGGUCAUGAUCUGGCUUCAGGGCUUGAAGCCAUGUGUCUGGACUUUAUCGCACUGGAUGGGGAGGGCAUAGUCUGA